Messenger RNA from Podarcis lilfordi (Lilford's wall lizard), 542 nucleotides. The record is from the annotation of a GenBank genome assembly. NCBI's taxonomy places the organism in Eukaryota, Metazoa, Chordata, Lepidosauria, Squamata, Lacertidae.
AUGGGCCAGGGCGAUGAGAGCGAUCGCAUUGUGAUCAAUGUGGGAGGGACUAGGCAUCAGACUUACCGCAGCACCUUACGCACCUUGCCCGGCACUCGGUUGGCCUGGAUCGCGGAGCCGGAUGCCCACAGUCACUUUGACUAUGACCCCCGCACAGAUGAGUUCUUCUUUGACCGGCACCCAGGUGUCUUUGCCCAUAUCCUGAACUACUACCGCACAGGUAAGCUGCACUGCCCAGCAGAUGUCUGUGGACCUCUAUAUGAGGAGGAGCUGGCCUUCUGGGGCAUCGAUGAAACCGAUGUGGAGCCCUGUUGCUGGAUGACCUACAGGCAGCACCGUGAUGCUGAAGAGGCCCUUGACAGUUUUGGUGGGGCACCUCUGGAUAAUAGUGCUGAUGAUGGAGAUGCAGAUGGCACUGGAGACUCAGGUGAUGGUGAGGAGGAGCUGGAGAUGACUAAACGCCUGGCACUCAGUGAUUCUCCAGAUGGAAGGCCUGGGGGCUUUUGGAAGAGGUGGCAGCCCCGUAUCUGGGCACUAUUUGA